This is a messenger RNA of Alosa sapidissima (American shad), 2082 nucleotides long. RefSeq names its product heterogeneous nuclear ribonucleoprotein L-like. The record is from RefSeq and is a predicted model, not a curated record. The transcript has 14 exons. NCBI's taxonomy places the organism in Eukaryota, Metazoa, Chordata, Actinopteri, Clupeiformes, Clupeidae. Gene Ontology annotation, molecular function: mRNA binding. Gene Ontology annotation, cellular component: nucleus. Bases 63 to 1700 code for a protein of 545 amino acids. Gene Ontology annotation, biological process: regulation of RNA splicing; mRNA processing.
ACCGUUCGUCCAUUUCGUUACCAGUGUGAGACCGUGUAUUUAGCUAGCAUAACGGGGACAAGAUGGCUGCGACAGGUCGUUACUACAGCGAAGGCGGCAGAGCGACGAAAAGGCAAAAAACCGAGAACGACGGGAUGGAGGGCUACGAGGACCCUCACAAGACGCUCCCCUCCGUUGUUAUUCAUGUAAGGGGUUUGGUCGAUGGCGUCACGGAAGCAGACCUCGUUGAAGCCUUACAGGAGUUUGGCCCAAUCAGUUACGUGGUUGUGAUGCCAAAGAAGCGCCAGGCCCUUGUAGAAUAUGAGGACAUGAGCGGGUCGUGUAAUGCCGUGACCUACGCAAAUGACAACCAGAUCUACAUAGCAGGCAAUCCUGCCUUCAUCAACUAUUCCACAAGCCAGAAAAUAUCACGUCCAAGUGACUCGGAUGAUUCCCGGAGUGUCAACCUGGUUCUCUUACUCACCAUCAUGAACCCCAUUUAUCCAAUCACAACAGAUGUGCUGUACACUAUUUGCAACAAUUGUGGUCCAGUUCAGAGGAUUGUUAUCUUCCGGAAAAAUGGUGUCCAGGCCAUGGUGGAGUUUGAUUCGGUUCAGAGUGCUCAGAGAGCUAAGGCUUCUCUCAAUGGAGCUGACAUUUACUCUGGUUGCUGCACAUUGAAGAUUGAGUAUGCUAAGCCAACCCGCCUCAAUGUUUUCAAGAACGAUCAGGACACCUGGGAUUACACCAACCCCACUUUGAGCGGCCAAGAUGCUGAUGCAGAAGGCAAUGGCAGCAAUGCUCAAGAUGUGAAUGCCAACCCCAACAAGCGCCAGAGACAGCCUGCUCUGCUGGGAGACCACCCUCCAGAGUACGGAUCUGGGGAUUUGUCUCUAGGUGGGCCGCAAGGUUACCACGGUUACCAUGAUGAUGGCUACUAUGAGGGUCGUCGUGUAGGGCCUCCAAUGGGUCCACGUGGAAGUGGGCCAAACCAGCGGUACGGAGGCCAGUACGGCCCUCCCCCUCCACCUCCUGGGGAGUACAGCCCUCAUGCAGAGUCUCCAGUUGUCAUGGUGUAUGGUCUUGACCCGACAAAGAUGAAUGCAGACAGGGUCUUCAACAUUUUCUGUCUAUAUGGCAAUGUGGAGCGGGUUAAAUUCAUGAAAAGCAAGCCUGGAGCCUGCAUGGUGGAGAUGGGGGAUUGCUAUGCUGUUGACCGAGCCAUUUCUCACCUCAACAACAACUUCCUCUUCAACCAGAAACUCAAUGUCUGUGUGUCCAAGCAGCAGGCAAUUAUGCUGGGCCAGUCCUACACACUAGAUGAUGGAAGCAACAGCUUCAAGGAUUUCCACGGCAGUAGGAACAACCGUUUCAACUCUCCAGAGCAGGCAGCUAAGAAUCGCAUCCAACACCCAAGCAACGUUCUGCACUUCUUCAACGCGCAGCCCGAGGCCACCGCUGAUAUCUUCUCCCAGGUUAUUUGUGAUGAACUUGGCAUCAAAUGUCCCUCAAACGUGAAGCUUUUCACAGGAAAAAUUUUUGUUGAUCUGUCAGAUGGAGCCCCUGGAGAGCGCAGUGCUUCAGGCCUGCUAGAGUGGGAAUCAAUCAAUGAUGCUAUGGAGGCACUAGCCAUGAUGAACCAUUACCAGAUGCAGAACCCUAAUGGCCCUUACCCAUACACGCUGAAGCUGUGCUUCUCCACUGCACAACAUGCCAACUGAGUAGCACCUGUCUGCAGGAUGUAACAGCCACAAACUACUAAAAUCACUGCUUGACUUCAUCUGUAUUUUACCCUCUUGUGUGUAACGGGCAGUUGUUAGUGUUUUUGUGUCUGCGGUCAUAUUGAGUUGUCUUCAUAUUGUUUCAAGAUUUAUUCAUGUAUCCUUUGCGAGUUCUACGAGAAUGACUGACCAACAUGAAUAAGGAAAUGUUUUUACUUAAGAUGGGGAUGAUAAGCUUUUGUACCAGUAUUUUUUCUUUUUUACUGCUUUCCAUCAAUUUGGUUUUGUGUUGUGUUUAGCACCUGCCGAAAGUUCACACUUUGUAAGGAGACUGCAUCUUGUGUUUUUGUUCUCAAUAAAAUUGAUGAAUAAUUAAAUUGGA